Molecule: messenger RNA, 700 nt
Organism: Phycodurus eques (leafy seadragon)
Lineage: Eukaryota; Metazoa; Chordata; Actinopteri; Syngnathiformes; Syngnathidae
Gene: adm2b
Product: adrenomedullin 2b
Exons: 2
Coding region: 124-603 (159 amino acids)
Biological process (GO): positive regulation of heart rate; regulation of systemic arterial blood pressure; adenylate cyclase-activating G protein-coupled receptor signaling pathway
Cellular component (GO): extracellular region
Molecular function (GO): hormone activity
Source: RefSeq, a predicted model, not a curated record
AUUCCUCAAGACAGAAGUCACUCAGGGGACAGUUGCUGUUGUUCUGUCAGCACAACCUGUGAGUUUACCGCACCGUUUUUUUGCUGCGUGACCAAGCGGUUACCGUGACUCCGUUGCGCCGUCAUGUGUGCGCUGCUGCCUACGUGGACCUGUCUGUUGCUCGGCCUCCUGACCCCGGAGACCCAGACCCGAGUGCCGCUGAGCCAGCAAAACCUCCAGACUAGCAGACACAAGUUAUCCAAAUCAUCCAAGCACAUGAUGCCUUCUUUCACAAUGCCACCUACGUCCGGUCAGUCCAUUGCCCUUGACAACACCAUCACCCUGGCAGAGAGCCGUUUCAUCUGGCGAGUCCUCCUUAAGAAGGAGCCCCCGCCGAGGUGGCUCAAACUAGAGCAGGAAAUGCGGCCGGGCGACCGUGGUAGGUCCCGAGGACGUCGCCAUGCCAACGGCCGAAGGGCCCAUGGCCAGCUGAUGAGGGCGGGUUGCGUCCUGGGCACCUGUCAGGUGCAGAACCUCAGCCAUCGUCUUUACCAGCUGAUUGGACGCAGCGGCAGGGAAGACUCCUCCCCAAUCAACCCUCGUAGUCCCCACAGCUACGGCUGACACUUGGAUUUAGUCAGUUUAGUAUUUCAUUACCCAUUAUACAACCCCAAUUCCAAUGAAGUUGGGACGUUGUGUUGAACAUAAAUAAAAGCACAAU